AGUGGCAGGAUCAGGGAGCUGGGUUCCAAAGGAGCAGGGAUGCAGAACAGAACCUGUCUAGUGCUCUGUGCCUUUGCCCUCCUGAUGGGCUUCCUGAUGAUCUGCCUGGGGGCCGUCUUCAUUUCCUCGGGCUCCCAGUUCAGCUGCCAGGGGAACCUGAUCCUGGCCUAUUUGCUUCUGCCUCUGGGGUUUGUGAUCCUUCUGAGUGGGAUUUUCUGGAGCACCUACCGCCAGGCCAGUCAAAGCAAAGGGGUGUUCAACCAUGUGCUCAGACAGUUCCGUGCUCAGGGGGCCCUGCCCCUGGCCACAGUGGACAGGCCAGAUUUUUAUCCUCCUGCGUAUGAAGAGAGUCUUGAUGCUGAAAAGCAAGCUUGUCCUGCAGAACGAGAGACCUCAGGUGUUCCUCCACCUCCGUAUACAGAGCUGGGCCUCGAAUUUGAGGAUGACGGCGAUGCCCACCCGGAGGUCCCACCAUCCUAUGACGAGUGUGUAGCAGACAGAGUGAUGGCAGCAACGCCGCUGCAGGAUGCUGAAAGGCAAAGCCGAGAGUGCUGAAGCAGGGCACGCUCUCCAGCCCUCAUGACGCACCCUCAUGGGAUGUACCUGCUAAUAAUAAACGCAGGCAGGCACUGUGGCAGGAAAGGCCACACCGCUGACCCCACGUUGAGCGCUCGCAGAGGGGAUGCUGUGUGUGACCGCAGUGCAAUUCCACACAUGUGCUUGGCCUACAAGGGCAGAGUGGGGGCCUUGGAAGGGGGUGGUUGGCACCAGGCAAACAUUUCAAAGGAUUUGCACUAAACCCAACCCAGGUGAGCUUUUAGACUGCAAAAGUGUUGUUGUGAGAGCUCUGCUCCAUAGAGGGCCUUUCUGCUUUCCCUCAACUCCUCUCCCAUCACCUCAACCCUUAAUAGGGAGGAAGAGAUGCUGCUUGGACACUACGUGCCUUCAUGUACUACAUUACCUAUAAUCACAAAGGGAAAGCAUGCUGGCAGUGAAGAGUCAUUACUGUUUAAAUUGUGGGUUCUUCUGGCUUGUUUCAUAGUUACCCUCAUUUAUUGUAUUACCAGAGUGACACAGUAAUUCACAUUGUAAGAGAUUCGCCCCUGGGACCCA
Hippopotamus amphibius kiboko is the source of this 1113-nucleotide messenger RNA. It is a transcript of the gene TMEM252, whose product is annotated as transmembrane protein 252. The transcript has 2 exons. Lineage: Eukaryota; Metazoa; Chordata; Mammalia; Artiodactyla; Hippopotamidae. The coding region runs from base 40 to 555 and encodes 171 amino acids. The record is from RefSeq and is a predicted model, not a curated record.